Mucor mucedo is the source of this 325-nucleotide messenger RNA. RefSeq lists its product as uncharacterized. NCBI's taxonomy places the organism in Eukaryota, Fungi, Mucoromycota, Mucoromycetes, Mucorales, Mucoraceae. Gene Ontology annotation, cellular component: membrane. Bases 35 to 238 code for a protein of 67 amino acids. The transcript has 3 exons. The record is from RefSeq and is a predicted model, not a curated record.
UUUUUUUUCUUUUAUCUUUGUACAAGUAAAAAAAAUGUCUACUACAGAUUGUUGUUUAAUUUUAAUCACGCUUUUAUGUCCACCUGUGGGUGUCUUCAUGAUGUUUGGUUGUGGAACCGAACUGUGUAUCAACCUCUGUUUAACUUGUCUCGGUUACAUUCCAGGUCAUAUCCAUGCAUUCUACUUGAUGUUUACUCGAAAUCCUCGUAAUGGUGGAGCCUAUCGAUCCCCGUAUUAACGGACAUUUAAAUUUCACGACAAACAAUAAAAAAAAAAAAUUUAUGCGCACAGACCUAAAAAUAAAAGUGAUUUUUUCAUUAAGAUU